Prorocentrum cordatum is the source of this 806-nucleotide messenger RNA. The record is from the annotation of a GenBank genome assembly. Lineage: Eukaryota; Dinophyceae; Prorocentrales; Prorocentraceae.
AUGACCGCUUUGUGCUUGAACUCACUGAAUAUGUCGUCGAGCCUGCCGCAGUUCAGGGUGGAGAGCCGCGGCCGGCGCGCGCGCAUCUCCGGCGCCUGGCUGGACAGCCAGCGCGGCGCGGCGCCAGGCGCGCCGCGCCGCGGGGCGGCCCGGGGCAGGGCGGCGGCGGUGUUCGAGCAGUGGCCGAGCGUCCUUGCUUGCCUGCAGGUGCACAAGGGGCCCGCGGCGUGGUCUGGCGAGCCGCCGCGCAGGGGGCUGGCGGGGGAGGUGGAGCUGGCGUGCCGAGGCGCUGGCGCGGGCAGCCCCGCCGGGGCCGCCGCGCACGGCCGCGUGGAGAGGCCCGUGGCCCUGUCGCUGGACGCGGCGUGCCUGGGAGCAGGCGGUGCGCCGGACUGGGGCCCGAGGCUGUGGGACUGCAUGCUGCUGGCGACUACGCGAGGGCGUGUGGUGCGCCUCCGACAGCGCCCCAGCGGCGACGGGGCGGAGGCGGAGCUGGUGCCCGCCGAGGUGGUUCACGAGGCGGCCGGCGCGGAUGCGGCGCCGUGGACGCGCGGCCAGGCCCGCUCCCUGGGCCGCCAGCGCACGGGCCUGCUGCAGGCCGACGACCGGUCCGUCGCCGUGCUCGAGCCCGGGAGCGGGGCGCCCGCAGGCUGGCUGACGAUGCCGUCGUCGGCGGGGAGGCUGGCCGCGUUCUGCUCCACGGGUGGCGACGUAUCCAGUCCGCUUGGCGGGGCCCGUGCCGCGGCUCUGGCGGGCGUCGCUGCCGCCGCCGCGCGGCAGCCCGCGCGGCAGCGGCCGCCUGCGAG